CCACCAAGUACCUUCCAUAUUCUCUCCCAUUGGCCUUCCCGGAAUUCUUUUUUUGGCCAUUGCUUCCCCUCUCAUUGCUUAGUGGGACCCUUUUGCACUGACCCAUCACCCAUUUCCCUUUGAUCUUGACACUCAUGCUCAUCUUCAAAUCAUUCUACUACUUCUACCUUCCCAUCUUUUCUCAUGGUGGGUUGCAGCAGCAGCAGCAGCCAUGGCUGAGACGAAGCUCCGAAAACAGGGCAGGAGGUCACCUAAUGAAUACCCCUUGGAAAUUGAAGACAGUUGCAUAUUUGGAGCUUUUUUAGGCUGGCAUCCUCUAAAGCUAACCAUGCGCUGUGUUAUACUUCUCAUUUUGCUGAUAAUCAGUUAUUCAUCCACGGAACCUGAUGUGGAAGGUGAAGCUUUGUUUGAUUUUCUUAACGCACUCAACGAUUCCAAUGGUCGAAUAACAGAUUGGAAUCAUUAUUUUGUGAGUCCAUGCGCCAGUUGGUCACAUGUCACUUGUAUAGGAGAUAAGGUCGUAUCCCUGAGCCUUGGCUCAAUUGGACUUUCAGGAUCGCUUUCACCUUCAAUUACUAAACUGAAAUUUUUGGUUAGCUUGGAAUUACAGAACAAUAAUCUAUCUGGUGUGUUACCUGAUUACCUUGCCAACAUGACACGUCUUCAAAAUCUAAAUCUUGCAAAUAACAAUUUCAAUGGCCCUAUUCCUGUCCCUUGGGGUCAGCUUUCCAGCCUCAAGCAUUUGGUAUUGAGAGGAAAUCACUUAUCUGGACCCAUUCCUGACUCCAUUGCAAAUAUUACUGGGUUGAUAGAACUGGAUCUUUCAUCUAAUGGCUUAUCCGGAAGAAUCCCUGUGCAACUCUUUUCAACUCUGUCAUUUAAUUUUACAGGAACAGGUCUUGCUUGUGGCCCUAGCUUGGAGCAACCUUGUGUUUCUAGCUCUCCUCUUCCAGUUUCGACCAGAAAGUCGAAACUUGGGGUGGUGGUAACUUCUGCAAGUUGUGCUGCAUUCGUACUGUUGUCACUUGGGGCCAUUUUUGCAUAUGGAUACCAUUAUUAUGUGCACAAACUCAAACGUGAUAUCUUUGUUGAUGUUGCAGGUGAAGAUGAUUGUAAAAUUUCCUAUGGCCAGCUGAAAAGAUUUUCUUUGCGUGAACUCCAACUUGCAACGGACAACUUCAGUGAAAGCAAUAUGAUUGGACAAGGAGGCUUUGGAAAAGUUUAUAGAGGUUUCCUCUCAGACAACACAAAGGUUGCUGUGAAACGCCUUACAGAUUAUUACAGUCCUGGUGGAGAGGCUGCAUUCCAAAGAGAAGUUUAUCUUAUAAGUGUUGCAGUUCACAGGAACCUAUUGCGGUUGAUAGGGUUUUGUACAACCUCAUCUGAGAGGAUCCUUGUUUAUCCAUUCAUGCAAAAUCUUAGUGUUGCAUACCGCUUAAGAGAUUUAAAACCUGGAGAGAAAGGGUUGGACUGGCCUACAAGGAAACGAGUGGCUUUCGGUGCGGCCCAUGGCUUGGAGUAUCUACAUGGGCAUUGUAAUCCUAAGAUUAUACAUCGUGAUCUAAAGGCUGCAAAUAUCCUAUUAGAUGAUGAUUUUGAAGCCGUUCUUGGGGAUUUUGGGCUGGCAAAGGAUGUUGAUGCGAAAUUGACUCAUGUUACCACUCAAGUGCGUGGCACCAUGGGUCACAUUGCCCCGGAAUAUUUGUCCACCGGAAAAUCAUCAGAAAAGACAGAUGUGUUUGGAUAUGGUAUAAUGCUUCUCGAACUUGUCACUGGUCAGCGUGCAAUAGAUUUCUCUCGGCUUGAAGAGGAAGAGGAUGUUCUUCUGCUUGAUCAUAUCAAGAAGUUACAGAGAGAAAAUAGGCUGGAUGACAUUGUAGAUGGGAACUUGAAGAGCUAUGAUCCCAGAGAAGUUGAGACCAUUGUUCAGGUUGCCUUGCUGUGCACUCAAAGCUCACCUGAGGAGCGUCCAACAAUGGCACAAGUGGUAGGAAUGCUGGAGGGAGUGGGUCUGGCUGAGAGAUGGGCCGAGUGGGAGCAGCUUGAAGAAGGAAGGAAUCAAGAGUUCUCCCUCAUCUCUCACAAUUUUACUUGGGCUGAAGAGUCAACGCAUGAUCAAGAAGCCAUACAGUUGUCCAAAGCCAGAUAAUGCUUUUAGGCAUAAUAUAAAUUUUGAAAAGAAAAAAAAAAAAAAAGAGGAAGAAAAAAGGAAGAAACCAUCAUAUAUGGGCAAGUUACAUUUCUCUUACCAUGGCCAAUGUAUUUAUUACGCCAAAAUUUAACUUGUGUUGCCUACUAUAUACCUAUGAAAUAUUGACAAUUAGUAUCUUGUGGUGAAAAAUGUAUCUAAGGGAACAUCAUCAGCAGGCUAUCCCUCAAUAUCAUUACAAUCUUUUGGUUUGGCACAAAAUUUACUUUUGUUCUUUUUGGAUGAUAGAAUCUAUGUGAAAUAUAUAUUUUGGCAUGGUGGGAAGGAUUGAAACAAAUUUGUGGCCUUAUAAUUUUUUGUACGUCAGAGAACAAACAAUUGAAUCCGCAGAGAAACUGGCU
Corylus avellana is the source of this 2550-nucleotide messenger RNA. Its product is annotated as Leucine-rich repeat protein kinase family protein. Gene Ontology annotation, molecular function: protein binding; ATP binding; protein kinase activity. The record is from RefSeq and is a predicted model, not a curated record. Lineage: Eukaryota; Viridiplantae; Streptophyta; Magnoliopsida; Fagales; Betulaceae. Gene Ontology annotation, biological process: protein phosphorylation.